Molecule: messenger RNA, 3974 nt
Organism: Lepisosteus oculatus (spotted gar)
Lineage: Eukaryota; Metazoa; Chordata; Actinopteri; Semionotiformes; Lepisosteidae
Source: RefSeq, a predicted model, not a curated record
CUGUACAUAGGGAGUGAUUUGGAGGUGCAGGCACUGGAAUAGUUUGUUUUACUUAAUUAGGAACCUUUAGGUAAAACAGCACCACAUGAGAGUCUCAAAUAGAUGUGCAGUGUAGAGUUAUAUUCAGUGUAUAUGUGCAGUGUAGAGUUAUAUUCCACAAGUCUACAAGUAGGGAAGGCAUUGAUCUUUUAAGCCUUUUUUGCUUUAAUCACAAGUUCCGAAUAAAUGGCCUCUUUAAAUGAAACAGACCAUUAUUUGCAUAUAUCUCUUGUGUGAGUACUCAGUCUCAAUUGAAAUGAUAGCUGAGCAAAGACAUUUUGAGCAGUGAAUAGGUUGAAUACAGGAAACCAUUAAGUCAGAUGAGGAAAGAAACAGAGGAUGUAACACAUACUGUCGAAAUAGCCCCUUUGUCUUGUGGUAUAAAAUGCAAAAGAGGUCCGAUUUCUAAAUACCUGUUAAACAUGGCACUUCGGAUAUUUACACCUGACGUUUGAUCGCUAUGUCAUGGCAAAUUCCUGGUGUAUUUUGUCUCUCAAGGCAAAUGCAGUAAGCUGUAAUUUGUCUCUUUACAUAUUGUUAAAAAAUAAAAAGUUUUCUCAUACCCUCUUAAUGCGAGAUGAAGCACUGCAAGACCAACAGGAUAAGAAUUCCUACAGGUGUCCAGAGUGUGAGGAUGGCAGAGAUAACAUUCUUAUUCAAUAAACUACCUGUAGUUACCAGAUAGCACACAGUGAGAGGCUUGUAAGACACAUAUUCGGUUUCACUACUGAGAUUCUGUUUCCAAUUUUGAAUUUGUGAGAUUUGCCAUGAUGACUUUCUUUACUUACUUUCGAAGAGAGAGACAGAUUAGCUUUCCUAGUCUGCUGGUCUUAUUAGAGGGACUCUGGGGCUUCGCUGAUCGUCAAUGGCGAAUGGCUACCACGCACUGCUAGUGUCAAACCUGAGCGAAGAUUUGGAGCUCCUCAGGAAGGAUGGAAGAGAGCAGUGACUGCAGUCAGCAUGGCUGUGACAGCCAGGAGUUUGAAGAGAUUGCAAGCAGGAUAUCUGACCUGGACAAAUGGAGGGAAAUCUUCAGCUCUCGUGGGUUGGAAUUAAUUGAUGGAGUUGCACAGAGGCACCAGGAGGGCCGCAAGAGUGAGGAGGAGGCCGAGGAUGCGGCGGGGGGGCCUCCGUCCACUGGCUGCAAGCCGUGCAGGAGUGGUUCCUCUUUAACAGUGCCUUACUCCAUCCCCCAAGCCCUCACUGUCUCCCCCAGCCUGGGCGGCCAGCCCGUCACACUGGAAAUGGCUCUGAAUCUCAGGAAGUUUUUGUUUGGAAGCGCUCUUCACGUCUUCAACUAUGAAUGGAAGAAAUCUUACUUCAAGUUCCGGGAGCCCCACUCAGACCUGUCCUACGCUGUGGAAGCAGAACGAGGCGGGGCCAGAGCCAUCCAGAUGGUGGUUCAGGCCAACAUCAUCAAACACCUGCUCUUCACGAGAAAUCAGGGUGCAGAAAACGGAAACUUGCAAAGGCUGUAUGACGUGGGCGAGAAGGAGCAGGAGAAGGCCCUCGCUGUGGCGCUGACCGAUGCUCUGUGGGCGGCUGGAGAAGGCGUGGGCACCACUGUGUGUCUGGUGACCUCGGACUGCUGCUUCACCCCCAGCGUGGACUACAAAGUGGACAACUUCACCGAGAGGAUGCAGCUGUUUAGCUUCAAUGAGAAAGAAGCCACCUGGUCAUUUAUCUAUGAGCAUAUCCAAUGCUUUAAAGAGGAAGGAAGCCAUGGUGUCAUUCUGUUCCUGUACAGUUUGAUUUUCUCAAGGACACCAGACAGGCUAAGAGACGACCUAGACUUCACCACUCCUCACCUCUUGCAAUUAAGUCUGGGAAACUUUGUGUGUCGGCAGGCGCUGCUGAACCUGAUGCUGACCGGCAGGGCCAGCCCGAACGUGUUCAACGGGGACGUGCAGCACGACGACCAGGGCUGCCUGCUGCCGCAGCCCCUGCGGGGGGUCCUGGCGCGCAGCGACGUGGGAUACCUGCACUGGGACCGGGAGCAGCAGGACCAGGACAAGCUGCCAACGGUCGGCAGUAUGUUGAAAACUCCAAAACUGCCCAUCUGGCUCUGCUGCAUCAAUGGCACCUACAGCGUGCUGUUCAGCACAAACCGGUCUCUCCUGUCCGACUGGAAAGUGGAGCAUCUGUUUGACCUCUGCUUCUACAAUGGUCAGCCAUCACAGAAAAACACAGUCCUGCUCACUAUAGACACUCAUUCUCACCACUGGGAGGAGGAGCGCGGGGUGUCGAAGACUGUGGUCGACCCGGAGAAGAGAUUCCCCUCGGUGGAGAUGACGAUAAGAACGAAGUGGGAAGGAGCGGCCAUCGACUGGAACGGGACUGUCCCGUUUUUCUGACCGCACACUGCCACCUUGUGGCGGUCGCCCGUACUCUCGGCCACCUACAGUAAACAUCUUUUUUAAAACUCUUUUAUUUGAAGAACAAAAAUAGAUCCGAUACAAACAAGAAUACAUAUCACAUAUCGAUGACGCCGUCUGGGGCACAUACUAUAAUACAAUUACACUUUAUGGAAAAAAAAGUUUCAAACAAGGUAAAUAAAGACAAGCUCCGCACAGCUUCCAUGCCUGUACCUUUGGAAAUAGUCUGCAAACACGCCUUUACGUCUAUUGAGGACUGUUCAAACACGGGGCUCUUCCCAGAACAUUUCACUAUACGUAUAUAGUGACGUGCAAGUAUAAUAAGUCAAUUUCAAAGGAUAUUUUCAUAUUAUUUUCAAUGGGAUUAAAAUUUAACAUAACGUCUAUUUCUUUAAAAGCAAUAUCGAUAUUAGCCUCUUUUUUAUACAAGUUUGCAGUCCAGAAAGUUUUUACAACAGGACAUAAUAACCAAAACAAAUGUUGGAUGUUUCAAUGCUACUUUCACAAAAGACACGGUUAUCUGUAUUAAUUUUACAUCUCUGCUCAACAAGGGUCUUUACGAGGUAAGUUCGAUUCACUAUUUUAUAUGAAACCUCCUUAACCUUAUUAGUAAUACAAUAUUUACCUGACAUCGUCCAAGUUUUUUUUUCCAGUCAGUUUCCCAAAUGAGAUAUUCCAAAAUACUUUUAUUGACAGAAUAUUUUCAACUUGCAAAGGGGAUCUUAAAAACGUAUAAUUACACCCAUAACUCAAAAUAUCCUUUCCUUGUAGUCUUUUACAAGCUGUAAAUUGUUCCAGAGCUUCUAAUAGACCAGUGCAAUUCCUUCGACGAGUCAAUACUUCCUGAGGAUCGCAUCAAUUACCAAUACAAUAAUUAAUCAGACUUAAAAGAAAUAUUAUAUCUGUUCACAAAGUUGGUGUAAUUAUACAGUAUAUUUCACCGUCGAUAUCAAUAGUUCAACCCAGUUACCACUUUUAACCCAAAUUACAACCCAAAGAACAAGUUUUUAUUGCUAACCUUUAUAUCUCUAUAUAUCUAUGAGGGGGAAAAUUAUGUUUAUACAUACAGAAAGUGACCGUGUAAGAAGUACUUGUUUAUGGAAACUGGCAAGUUUGAAGGGGAUUUUCCACCAUCAAAGUUACAUUCAAGUAAAAACUCCAUACUCCCUACUUCUUGAAAUAUUAAGUUAGGAAUUAUAUACCACAUACUUUGCUUAUUUUUAAAAAAAUACUGCCUCUAGCAAACUGCACGGGGGUGGAAACGGUUUACUGAUGGAUAUUCCAACGCCGGGUUUAAAAACCGGAGUUUCCCUUGUGCGAUGUGUUAUUUUUAAAAUCAGUGACUAUUCGACUCCGGUGACUAUUGAGCGUAACUGAAAUGCCCUGUUUUUAAAAUAUAUUUGUUUUUGCUUUGGGUAAACAAGUUGUUCAUUGUUUUGAUGUUUUUUGUUUCGCUGUCACACCUCUGUCUUCUAUUUUACGAAUAUGCACAUGGUACUGUUCGUACGGCCGUCUUGCUGCAAUGUCAUGUAAAUGGGAUCAUUAAACUUUCCGUAUCGA